Molecule: messenger RNA, 3356 nt
Organism: Episyrphus balteatus (marmalade hoverfly)
Lineage: Eukaryota; Metazoa; Arthropoda; Insecta; Diptera; Syrphidae
Gene: ova
Exons: 5
Coding region: 736-3006 (756 amino acids)
Biological process (GO): regulation of transcription by RNA polymerase II
Cellular component (GO): nucleus
Molecular function (GO): DNA-binding transcription factor activity, RNA polymerase II-specific; RNA polymerase II cis-regulatory region sequence-specific DNA binding
Source: RefSeq, a predicted model, not a curated record
AAUUCGACGCCAUUUUUUUUCCAACACAAAAAAUGUAUAUUCUUCUGCUCUGCCUGGCUCUCUCUCACCGCCAGUGUAUUUUGUGUUGGGAAAAUCAAUUGUCCAGGAAGAAUAUAUUUUUUUGGAUUUACUUUUUUCCUCGCCUCAAUAAAGCAAAAUAAUUCCCUCCAAGGAACCCAAAUGCAUAGUUUACGCCCGUCUAGCCCAAUUCUGCCCUCAAUAAAUUACCAUUAAACCUGUGAAAUAUACAUUUUGUUACGUGAUAUUACGAGUGUUGUUUUUUAUAUGGUGUGGAAAUUAUAUUAAAAAAACAAAAAAAGCGUUCGCCCGCGAUACACCACCAUCAUACACUUGAGAAAAAGAAUCCUCCCAGAAGUGGCAUUUUCAUUUUUAUGCAAAGCAAUAUAAAUUUUUCUUCCAUUGCUCUCGCCCCUUUAGCUCUAUAUAGUUACUUGCAGCACCUCUGAGUUGAGUGUGUGUGGUUUUUUUCGUUUUCGUUUUUUUUUUUUAUUGUAUUUGUUGUAGAGAAACAGUUUUUUUUUCUCAUCUUCGUUCGAAGCGCUUAUUGUAGCGCACCUUUUUGGACGCAACGGCGCCUUCAAAUCGGAUUGAUCGAGGGCUUUCUGUUUCUCUAGCAAGGAAGUGGUCUUUUUUGUACAACUCCACAAAUGCGGCGGCCGUAGCAGACCCGGGGAGAACAAAAAAGGUCAGCUGAUUGUAUAAUAUUAACUUAAAAUGGACGAAAUUGAAGAGGUUCAACAGCACAAUAUGAUCUCAAACUUACCUCUCUUAUUUGCCAAUGGCUACCCAACUGCACUCGAAAAGAUCACUGAAAGUCAAUUAGAGAACUUUAUACCAUUCAUGGUGCAAUGUUCCCUUGGACAUAUCAAUUUACAAGGCAAAAUCGACUACAGCGAACCAGAAUGGUGGCCAGAAAAUGUUGCCUACACGAUACCAUUCACAAAACCAAAAAAAUUCACUGGGAACUGGCUGGAAAAAAUGAAAGAGAUUGUCGUCAUUUGUUAUCAAUUUCACAAAAGUGUAUUUUUGCUGAGAUUCUGUAACGAUUUAGCUGCCUACGAACAUGCUAGUUUACGAUUUAUCAAUAAUUAUAAUUCAACGACGUCAUUGUUUGACAGGCGGAGCAAUAAGCUGUUGGUAACAUUUCGGAAUGAGAAUAUGUCUUAUGAUCAGCCACAACGAAUUAGAAAAUGCCUGCUACAGCAAAAAUCUAAGCUUAACUCACAGCAGCAGCAGAUGGUUGAGCCAGCGCCCUUUGAUAUUUAUCUCUGUGAUAAUUGUGAUGCUGAAUUGUACUCAGAGGAAGCCAUUGUGGAGCACGAGAAAACAUGUAAUUUGGAUGAUGAUGUCAUAAUUUGUGACUCACCGGAACCUAUUGAAGACAAUCAAAUUAAUAAUUUAUCACUAAACACGACUGAAAACAAUGAACUACGUAUAGGCUUUUUAUUAAAUUUUAAUUUACAAAGCCGAGAAUGUGGCCAUACAGCAUCAAAAGACUCCUCCUCAUCAUCCCCUAUGAAUUCAGCUGGCGGCGGCAUAAUUGCAACCAAAGACGCCAACACUUCAGGUUCUGCUAUGGAUAAACUCAAACGUUUACCGCGACGUAAUCGUGCUGUGCAUUCACUUUCACGCUGUCCAACAAUAGCCCUAUCAUCGCCGGCCGGACAGCUCCUAAUAAAGACCUCAAAAACCCUAAUGACACAAGACUACCUCAUGGAACGACUGGAUCGAAUGGAACGUUUCUGUUAUGCGCCCACCCUCGCCAAAGGCGCUAACAAACCAAAGUUCGUCGAUAAAAAAUACACAGCCCCCGUAACACAUUGUACAUUUAAAAAGCCCCCAGAUUACACAAUACACACGUAUAUGUUCCCUCGACGGCAAUUCUCCCAACGACAACGCACAGAGAAUUUCAUGUUCCUAAAUUCGUUGCUUAUCAAGCGAUGUCGUCCGAUCUCUGUACGACUGCGAAAGAUCACCGACAAGGAAAUGAUCAAACGCAAACGUACAAGUUUCUCGAAUAAGCUUAAUAUCAAAUUAACCCGCGACACAUCUAGAUCUUCGAAUUGGAAGAUAUCCUCGCCAUCGACACAAAUAAUUGUCGACACAAUUGACUUGUGCUCCUCGGGCGAUGAGGGUGACACACAGUUGGCCAAAAUACAGCGCGUACACACUCCAGACAGUAGUAGUAUAAGAUCUCAUCUCAACAAAUCUCAAACGCAGCAGACCAUUAAAAACUUUCCACAUCGCCUUAAUUCUGAGAUCACUCUAACGCCAAUUCCACGUGAGCCUUUAAAUAAUGUUUAUAGUAUUUGUGGAUCAUCGAAUCGACACAGUUUACCUAUGUUGGGCUCUUCGACUACAGUCGUGGCGGCGGCAACAUCUACAACACACUCCAAAAAUGGCCAUAACAGUCAUCGAGUGGUGAUGAAAAAAGAAGACAACAAACCACUUACACCUUCACCCUCUCCAUCACCCAUCAAACGCUACGAAGGUAACAUUCUCUUAUCACCAACAACACAAAAUGGAGGAAGCGUUGCAACUGGAAUUAUCGCUACAAAACCUCUUCAACCAUCCGUGUUCAUAUUUUCCAAUUACACAACGACACCAAUUUCUAUCAAUUCCUUCCUUUCAACACCAUCGGCGACGAUUGCUGGAACAACAAGCGUUGCGGCCAACAUAAAUAAUAAUAACAACAACAACAAUGACCUGAUAGUGAGUAGUAGUUAUCAAAACGAGGAAAACCACCAUGAGGCCAGUUCAAGAACGAAAAAGAAAAACUCUGACUGGUAUCCGGCGUCAAUAGCGGCGAACAAUAUUACAAUAAGUAGUACGUUGAAUAAUAGUAGUAGUAAUAGUGUUAGUGUUAGUAGUAAAACGGUAAGUGGUAGUGGUGGUAGUAGUGGUAGUGAACGUAGCUCAAGAAGUUUGCCAUUAAUGCCAUUUGGUUCGGCUAGCCGGGUUAUAUCAAUAGACUUGACAUCAUAAAUACUGAUGUAAUACAUAAUUUGCUUUAAAAACAAAAUAACAAACAAAAUGUAUUUGUUGAUGCUUGACAAGAGAAAAGCUUCUAUAACGGAUGUUGAUUUAGGACAAAUUAUAAUCAUCAAGAAUGAAAACAAUCUGAAUAACAAUGAAGCAUAGAUAAGGUCAUAUUUUAGUGACUUUACAACCAUUUUAGUAUUGAUCUAGAAAUACACAGUUCUUCCAACUUUUUUUUUUGUAUGAGAAAAAAUGAAAAGUCUUGAUGAAAAUGAUGUCUAAAUAAAAGCUUUCAAAUGUAUGAACAGUUAACAAAAACAAAAAAUUAUUACAAGCUGAGAUUAAAAAAAAAAAAA